UUAGUCCCAAUUGGGACUGUCUCAUCCACUGAAGGAGAUGGUCCUGGAUGGUUCCCAUAGAAACCUCAAGGAAGCAGCUGUGUGCUGAUUGUAAACUCAGGUGUGAUAGUUAACCAGAUAUAAGUUUGUAAAAUCAGGCUCAUUCAUACUUUCCGUGUCCGCUUUGGUCCAUGUGGCAUAAAUGUUGUUAACCCCCCGUGUCCACGUGGCUCUGCAGCCCCAGGGUGGACGGUACACACAGCAACCGCAUGAAACUGUGCACGCAUCAGAUAUCAGAAUGGAUGAUUAGGGCAUCGAUGUUCUGUAUCUACCGUCUGUUGGGAAUAGUGUUUGGCACUGUCUAAAGAUUCAGGUCUCUAACUGACUCAAUAUUUGAUUUGGCCUGCUCAAGGCAUCUGACACAAUUGUCAGAGCCUUUUUCACAGCAGCCAUUUGACAUGAACUAGUGGGUUGCUAACACAGUUGUUAGCAAUCAUCCUAAUUAAGGCUCUGUUAUAUGCAGGUGCUGCUAUUGUGCAUGUUGGCUCACAACAACGUUUUUUUUGCAUAAAAUGCAACAUUUUGGGUUUAUUUUUUGUCAUUUUGUAAUGUAAACGUUUCCAAUCGUUUUUGUGGAUCGAUUGGCAUGAGGAUCAUUUUCACAUUGUAUAGACUGCAGUAUAGGACAUAAAGUCCCCUGCCUUCAUGUUAACAGAUGGGAAAUAGGCCAAACUUAAAAAUCAAAUUACAUGUCAAAUACAUUUUUCCUAAACAUUCUUUCUAGCAUGUAUGUUCAAACUGUUCGUUUUUAAUUGAGCUGUAAGAAGUGGGUUUUUACUUCAUGAUUGCCGAGCAUAUGGGUGAGACUUCAGUACUCUGGCACGUAUGCAAAAGAUGGCAACGGCUGUAUCCGGGAUAUUCGCUUCAUUUCCAAACGUACAAACGCAGAACCUUUUUAAACCCAAAGGAAUGUCAUGUAAACAGAGCCUAAAUGGAACAGAACCUUAAUUAGUAUCAUUAAUAACACCUUUAUAUACAUACUAUUUCAUGUCAAAAUGAUCGCUUUGAAAAAGGUCUGCUUAAUGCCACUGGAUGGGAAAGGAUUGGGAAGGACUGGAUGGCAGAGGGUUAACUGAAGAUUCUACUUUUGAAACUUGUGAUGUUUCUGUAGAUUUUUGUCCAAAAUACUGAACCAAAAGAGUCGUUAAUGAGUCGGUUCACUGGUGGCAGGUGAAUUAAACAAGAGGGGUUACUUUAAAGAAUAGUACUUCCAGCCUUGGAAUUCUAUUUCUGCCCAUUUCUGGAAUAUUGUCUGUUGUCCUGGGGCGUUGCUGAAGUGCUGUGCUGUGGCGUUUUUAGAGGAUGUCCUUCUCACUUUGUUCUUCUUUGUCUGUCUGUCACUUCCACACUUCCACACACACAAACGUAGUCUGCUGAUUGUCCACAUCGGCCUCGGUUUCUCUUGUGUCCCUUGGGAGAAGAGACAGCACAAAGUAGUGUAUAGUCUUGAUCCUAUAUCUGCUGUAUUCAGAAGGCGUAGUGGGUCAGUGUUGGCGAAUGAUAUAGAGAAGGACGAAAAUGUUAUUAGGUAGCAGGCUAUCAAUCAGGCAAGUAAUCAGUCUCAGUUUGGAAUAGGCGAGAAGUCAGACAUGUGAUGUGUCUAACACAGACCAGGGGCAUUUUCUGACACUCACUGCCAGUCAUUAUGAAGCAGCCAGCCUAUUUUUCACCACUAGAUUGGAUAGCAUUGCACUGCAUUUAUGUAACUAAACAAUGUGUGUGUGUGUGUGUGUGUGUGUGUGUGUGUUUGUCUUUAUCACAUGGUGGAGCCCGCGGUCAGACAGCACAGUCACAGUGUGGGGUCCAAAAUUUUCGUGGGGACCCAAACCCUGGACCCCACGAAAAUUACUUCAAAUUCUGUGAAAAGAGGGUCAAAAUAAUGCCCUGUGAAAUUUUCAGAGUUUUUCCCACAAUGCACUUUUACCAACUUAGUGUGCUAAAGUGUGCUAAGGCGAUCUCACUCAGUACCGGCCCCUGAUGGCAGAGGGUGGUACUACCUCUACACACACUUUACACACACUUGGCUUAAAUGCGCAUGUGCAAGCAGCUGACUUCCACGGAGGCUAACUCUUUGAUUAGCUAGCUGUUAAUAUAAAGGUAAUUUAAAGGUAAUUGAAUUAAUUAACUGUAAAGACGGGCUCAAUACUAUCAGCAAUGAAUAAUUGUUGAACAUAUAUAUAUAUAUUAAAUGCUCUAUGUCCAUAAUAUUCACACACAAGAUCCUAAACUUUUGAAGGGUUGCCAGUAAAUACAUUACUUAGCAAUAUUUUAUGUUUGUAUGUGUAGCACGGAGAUGCUAAUGCUAAGCUAAAAAUAUAGCCAUGCUUAUGCUAACCUCACUGAUUAGCUGCUAUGAUAAACUAAGACAAGAUAAACUAGUGAUCACACAUAUUAAAAAUGAAACUGAGUUAAAAGUUAUCUUGUUAACUUAUAUCAAUAAAUAAAAACUGAUCAUCUAUUUCUGAAUAAAUAGCCUCGUUUGUAUUAAAAGACAGCUUGGGUUCACUUGAUACAUGUACAGUGACAUGCCUGGUGGGUGGACAUUGGAGUCAUAGGGAAUGAUAGCAUGACCACCCUUACAGGACGUGCUCACUACGCAAAACAAGCGCUCCCUUACUCAACACACGACGGAGCUACGGAGAGAGGAGCACUGGACUUCGGUGUUGUUUGAUGUCUGCACAUGGAAAUGAGAGCGUUAAUAAAUCGGUAAGUUAUGCCUACAUUUAUCAAGAUUUCUUUUUGAGCAGAUUUUUAAAUGGUUUAAGUGUUUUUUAAACACGCUAAAUGUUAACAUGUGGUCAAAAUCAGAGAAACGUUUUUUUAAUUGAUAAAAAGGACACAUUCACCUGAACAUGAACCAGGUAACUUUGUUAAAUUUAACAUGAAAUCAAAUGUGAAUUAUUACAAUGCUUUUGCACAUUAUAAAGUUUUAAAGCAACAGGCUUUGUGUAUUGCUUCUCUUACUGCCGUGGGAUGUUAUGCUUGGUUGCUAACUAAGCUAGCGUUAGCUAAUUGGCUCUGGUAGCUGUAGCAGCAACGUGCCCAGACGUGCCCCACCUGAGUUUGAUCAUUAAUUGAAUCAAUAAACCACAUUACAGUGUGAUGAAUGUGACACAAGACAACAAUUAUUUAUCUAAACUCCAGUUUCAAGUUUAACGUGCCAACUAUCCUCAGUAAAAAAGCCCAGCAUUUUGUUGAGUUAAGUUCAAGGUGAAAGUCUGAUUCUGACACAGAAGGACAUUUAAUGACACAUGGCAAUUUAACUUCAUGUUAAAUAGUUAUUUCUCUGAUGGAUCUGUGAAUAUUUCUUGGGCUGAAACUGAGAUAAGACACUUAUUAUUGCUGAAAUGUACUCUCAAUGUUUUGAUGUAGUUGCCUACCAUAUAAAUAUUUUUAAUACAGUGUAUGCUUUAGUGGAGUAUCUGGUUACAUUAAAAUGUCACUAUAUGUAAUUAUAGGAUCAUCAAUGGCUGCAGUGAGACGCAGGAAAUCUCCCAAAACGGAUGCAGUAGAACAUGCUGCCAAGGCCCUGGACAAGACAGCAGAGUUGGAAGUGAAAUACAUAAACUCUUUCAAAGGGUGAGAACCAGUGUGGUAUCUGUAUUUGUGCACUAGGUCGAGGGGUGUUUGCCAAGGCACAUUUCCAUAAAGGAGACUUUGUGGUGGAGUACAGAGGAGAACUGAUAAAUUCUGAAGAAUCUCAACGGAGGAGGAGGACAUAUCAUGUUAAAUGUACAGUCUUCAUGUUUGACUUCCACUGGCAAGAAAGAACAUGGUGUAUUGAUGCAGCUCGAGAAGAUGGCAGUCUGGGAAGACUUGUCAAUGAUGACAACAACCAUCCAAACUGCAAGAUGAAGAAGGUCAUAUCAGAAGGCAAACCACACCUGUGUCUCUUUGCUCUGCGGGACAUUAAUGUUGGAGAAGAAAUAACCUAUGACUAUGGAGGAACUGACUGGCCUUGGAGGAAAAAGGUUGGAGGACCAUUGACUGUUACUGGGUCUUCUGAUGCUGACAUCUCCAGCACCAAAGACCAGGAUCCUGACAGAUCUUCUUGCUCCCAGAAACAGGUUGGAGGACCAUCGACUGUCACUAGGUCUAAGAUCUCCAGAACCAAAGACCAGGAUCCUGACAGAUCUUCUUGCUCCCAGAAACAGGUUGGAGGACCAUCGACUGUCACUAGGUCUAAGAUCUCCAGAACCAAAGACCAGGAUCCUGACAGAUCUUCUUGCUCCCAGAAACAGGUUGGAGGACCAUCGACUGUCACUAGGUCUAAGAUCUCCAGAACCAAAGACCAGGAUCCUGACAGAUCUUCUUGCUCCCAGAAACAGGUUGGAGGACCAUCGACUGUCACUAGGUCUAAGAUCUCCAGAACCAAAGACCAGGAUCCUGACAGAUCUUCUUGCUCCCAGAAACAGGUUGGAGGACCAUCGACUGUCACUAGGUCUAAGAUCUCCAGAACCAAAGACCAGGAUCCUGACAGAUCUUCUUGCUCCCAGAAACAGGUUGGAGGACCAUCAACUGUCACUGAGUCUUCUGAUGCUGACAUCUCCAGCACCAAAGACCAGGAUCCUGACAGAUCUUCUUGCUCCCAGAAACAGGUUGGAGGACCAUCGACUGUCACUAGGUCUAAGAUCUCCAGAACCAAAGACCAGGAUCCUGACAGAUCUUCUUGCUCCCAGAAACAGGUUGGAGGACCAUCGACUGUCACUAGGUCUAAGAUCUCCAGAACCAAAGACCAGGAUCCUGUCAGAUCUUCUUGCUCCCAGAAACAGGGCUCAGAUGAACUAGGACUCCAUCUUCCAAAGAAAAAUGUUGGAAUGAAUCAGUCUGUUGUAAACUACAUGGAUUCUGAUGAAUCUCAGUGUUCAUCUACAUGUCCUGCCAAUUUUGAUAAGACAUCUGAGACUGAACUCAGCCUGUCUGAACAGGACCAAGAGUGUGUCCCACUGCUGAGGAGGACCAAAAGCAUACAGGUGAAUAAUCAGAUUCAUUCUGAUUCAGAUGAGCUUGUCGACCCCUCCUCAGCUGAUAGUGGAGAGGAAUAUAUCCCUAAAACUAGUGAGGAUUAUUCUGAUGGUACAGACACAAGUGAGGUUCUAGAGCCAGUUGACCAGAGAGAGAGCAUGCUCAGGUCUUUAAACUGUGUCUCAUUAGCAGAACUGAACAAUGGUUCUUCAAUGAAUGUGGUUGACAGAGGACGCUCACCCUCAAGAAAAGGAAGCAAGUCAGGAAUGGCACAUAAAAGACCAUAUUUAAGCAGUGUACCCUGUCCUAAAACACAAACCACUAGUGGUCAGUCACCAGAACAAAGUGGAAGGGGAGACACUGGAACCCCGUUAGAAAACUCAACACUGGAUCUUGAGAAAAAUCUUCUGGACAGUAACUCUCAUCCACUUGAUAGUGUGGCUGGUGGUUCACUUUCCAUACCUGCUGUCUCUAAAAAGGAGAAUGGAUCAAGAAUAUACAACAAAAAACAAUACUGUUUGUAUUGUAAGUUGGGAGUUGUAAAAAUGGCAAGGCAUUUGGAACGUGCUCAUCAGAAUAAACCAGAGGUUGCACAGGCUGUGUCCUUCCCAAAAGGCUCCAAAGAGAGACGCAUGCAUCUGGAACAUUUGAGGAAUAGGGGCAACUUUGCACACAAUAUUGAUGUGUUAAAUUCUGGUGUUGGAAAUCUUGUUCCUCGCAAGCAACCAAAACAAGAUUGUCAAGCAAAAAACUUCCUGCAUUGCAUAUAUUGUCAUGGCUUUUUCACAAAGAAAGUUCUUUGGCGGCACAUGACGAUCUGCAAGUUCAAACCUGGUGUUUCACAAAAACCUGGCAAAACACGUGUUCAGGCCCUCUGUGCAUUUGCUGCACCUCCACCCCCUGGUGUCAAAGUAGAAUUUUGGAAGCUUUUAAGCAACAUGAUUCAAGAUGAAGUUUAUUCUGCAGUCAAAUCUGAUGUCUGUAUCAUGGAGUUUGGUGAGCAUCUAUACAACCGGCUUGGACAUGAUGUUGGCAAACACGAAUACAUUCUGCAAAAGUUGAGAGAGCUGGGAAGGCUUCUGGUAUGCUCUAGGAAAACCACUCCCUUGAAGACCAUUCAAGACCACGUCAGACCUGUAAAUUUCAUGCAUGUUGUGGAAGCAGUGAAACGUGUAGCUGGCUAUGACAGUGAAACCAAUGCAUACAAGCGCCCAAGUCUUGCUCUCAAAAUUGGACACAGCUUGACAAAGAUUUCGAUGCUUGUUGAAAGCCGUGCAAAUGUACAGACUGACUACAGUGCAGCAAAAGAUGCUCGUACAUUCCGCAGAGUAUAUGAAACCAGGUGGAAUGAACUAAUAUCAGCUGCGUCACUGAGAACACUUCAGGAAUCUAAGUGGAAUGCCCCCCUGUUGCUACCAUUCACAAAAGAUGUCCAGACUCUCCAUUCUUAUUUAGAUAUGCAACAACGACAUAGUUACAGCAAGCUGUCCACAGAGACAUCCCCCCCAGGCAUGGACACAGCUGGCAAAGGUUACUUUGACAGAAGUCAUCUUGUUCAACCGACGGCGAGCAGGAGAGGUGUCAAAAAUGCCCCUCUCUGCAUAUUUGUCUCAAAAUCCAACAGACCCUGAGGAAGAUGUGAACAUAGCCCUCUCAGAUCUGGAAAAGAAACUCUGUCAGCACUUCAGGAGGAUAGAGAUAAGAGGAAAAAGGGGGAGAAAAGUUCCUGUGCUUUUGACCCCAGCAAUGCAACAAGCAUUGGAUCUGCUUGUCAGCAAACGGGAGGAAUGUGGGGUUCUUCGGGAGAACAUCUACUUAUUUGCAAGACCAUCUGCUUUUACCUGCUACCGUGGGUCUGAUUGUCUUCGACACUUCUCCAAAGUUUGCGGUGCAAAGAGUCCUGAAAGUCUCACUUCUACAAAACUGCGCAAACAAACUGCAACUCUGUCUCAAGUUCUCAACCUCAGUAACACAGAGCUGGAUCAGUUAGCUGAUUUCCUUGGCCAUGACAUAAGGGUGCAUCGACAGUUCUACAGACUUCCUGAGGGCACACUCCAACUUGCUAAAAUUAGCAAAGUUCUCAUGGCUCUGGAGCAGGGACGCCUAGCACAAUUCAAGGGCAAGAGCCUGGAUGACAUCAGCAUUGAUCCCGAUGAAAAUGUGCACAUGGACAGUGACACUGAGGUGGCAUGUGACUCAGACUCACAAGAGACUCAGGAGACAUUUAGUCAGAGGGAAGAGGACGAGACCACAUCGCCAGAUGUGAGCCAUAGCGAUGCAAGAUCAUGGCAGCGCCCAAUGACACCUCCACAAGCCUGUCACCAACAAUCAACAAAAAGGAAAAUGGGUAAAGUUUUAACGAGACCAGCCCGUAUUCACACAAGUUGGAGUAGCUUAAAAUUGGUCGCCAGCCUUCCAAGAAAAGGAUGUGGGAGAAAGAGGAGGUGGUUGCUGUCGAGAAGCGCAUGAUGUCCUUCAUUACUUCGUGCCGCGUCCCGGGGAAAAGCGACUGUGAUAAGUGCCUUCAACAGGAAAAAGUAGCACUCAAAAACAGAAAUUGGUUGGCCAUAAAGUUCUACAUUAAGAAUCGAAUCACAGCUCUCAAGAACAAAGUUUAAAGUGAUCAUUUAAUGUAUGUUUACACUGGUUAUGCUUGUUGUGUCACAACAUGUAAAUUAUGUUAGAUAGAGAUAGAUAGACUAUCAUUUGCUACACAACAUUUGGAGCCUGUUACUACCAGGUGUAAACAGAUAUAUACUGUUCAGUGUUUCUGUUUUUUGUUUUUGAUACUAAUGUUCUAAUGGAUGCAAUAGUUCUCUUACCUAAUCUCUAUUUGAAAAGAGAUGUUCUGAUCUUAUUUAUUUUAGUCUUAUUUCAUCUAAAGUCUUUGCCUUUUUAUCUUAUCUCCUCUAUUCUUAUUUGAGCACAUCUCUUUUAAUUUAAUCUUUUGUAUUGUCAUCUCAUCUUCUCUCUUCAAAUCUCUUAUUUUAUCUCAUCUCUUCUGUCAUAGUAUCUUCGUCAUCAUAUCUCAUAUUGUCACAAUCCAUCUCGACUUGUCUUAUGUCCCCCCCAUCUUAUGUCUUCUCAUUUCCCCUCAUCCUCUUUCAUCUGACACUUUACCUAAUCUAUCCUCACUUUGUUAUCUUAUCUGAUCUAAUCUCAUUAUCAUCUCUAAUCUCAUUUUAACAAAUCUUAUCUCCUCUCCACUCUAAUCAUAAUUUCUCUUUUUUUCAUCUCAGUUUAUUAUAUUUGAUCUCAUCUACUCAGUUUAUCUCAUAGUUUAGGUUAUUGCCUAUAUUCUUUUACUUCAUUUUCUCCAAUUUAACUAUUGUCUUCUCAUUGUAUCCCUUAUUAUCAAGUUAACCUGUAAUGGCUGUGUUCAACAAUUUAGUUUUCAGCAGUUAAGUAUUUGUACAAACACAAGGGCUGUAACUAUUAGGUUUAUAAUCAAAUAAUCUGCACAUAACGAUGUUCCAGAGUCCAAUGUGACCUAUUUAAUUUGCAAUUUCUUUGUCCAACCAAAAGCCCAAACCUAUAUGACAGUGAUAUAAGGGUCUGACAUUUAAAACUUUUGUUUUCGUUUAAUAGUUUUGUGAUACAGAAAUGUAAAAGAAAAACCUAUUUUGGUUAAUUUAACAGUCCAAUAAAAGUUUUGAACAGCAAAAUUA
Molecule: messenger RNA, 8672 nt
Organism: Dicentrarchus labrax (European seabass)
Lineage: Eukaryota; Metazoa; Chordata; Actinopteri; Moronidae
Exons: 18
Coding region: 3783-6635 (950 amino acids)
Molecular function (GO): protein binding
Source: RefSeq, a predicted model, not a curated record